Molecule: messenger RNA, 1398 nt
Organism: Knipowitschia caucasica
Lineage: Eukaryota; Metazoa; Chordata; Actinopteri; Gobiiformes; Gobiidae
Source: the annotation of a GenBank genome assembly
AUGAGCAGACGUCAGCACACAGACGUCUUUUUGAGCGGUAACCAGCAGAGAAAGAAGAAAGCUGGUUAUCAACCUCCCCGUCUCCUGCAAGAGGAGGUCCCCUACAUGUCACACAUGUAUCACAGACAGAAAGAAGAGCAGGACCCCAGGGAUGUCGUGACUGUCACCAACCCCCAGAAUAGGCAGUACACCUCAGACCAGAGGGGGCGGAGUCUGAGGGACCAGGUGGCGUCUCUCAGACACAACCUCCAAGAGGAAAAGCAUGAGAAGGAUCUGCUGAGGCGCCAACUGACCCAACUGGAGCAGACGAUUAAGAUCUCAGCAACUGCACAGAGCAGCAUGCAGAGUCUAAAGAGACAGAAUGAGAGCCUGCAUGAUAAACUCCUCAGUAACAAGGAUAUCUUGCAACAGGAUCUGAGGUUCGCCAGAGAUGAUCUAGAGAAGCAGAAGAGAAACAAUGAAAGGCUGAUGGGUGAAGUGUCCUCUCUGACAACCGCCUUGGAGGAGGAGAAGAGCACUGCCACCAAAGCUGAGAGUAAAGUGCAGAUGUUAAAUACAGAGAGACAGGAGCUGAACAAAACAGUCUCCGUCUUGACAUCUGCUAUGAAGGAGGAGAGGAGGAGCUUUGUGGAGUCUCAAAGAAAAGUGAAAAAUCUUGAGACACAGACACAGGGGUUGAAAAGUCAGGUCUCAUCUCUGACGAGUGCUCUGGAGAAGGACAGGAGGACUCUUGUAGAGACUCAGAGUGAAGUGCAGAGGCUGGAGAAAGAGACACUGGAGCAGAAGACAGAAGUGUCCUCCCUAACUUCUGCUCUGGAAGUGGAGAGGAGCACUGUGUUAGAAGCUCACAGCGAAGGGGACCUGCUGAAGAAGGAGACAUUGGAGUUGCAGAAGGAGACACUGGAGCUGAAGAAGGAGACACUGGAGCUGAAGACAGAAGUGUCCUCUCUGUCAACUGAUCUGGAGGAGGAGAGGAGCACUCUAAUGGAGGCUCAGAAGAACAUGGACGUGUUGGAGAAGGAGACGCUGCAGCUGCUGUCUGCUGUGACAAAACUCAGCCUCAGAGUGGCGCAGCAGGAGCAGAGUAUUCAGGAGCAACGGGACUUGUCCACGAGUCAACAGCAUGAACUCCAAACUGCUGUGGCUAAAGCAGAGAGACUGUCAAACAAGUUCCAGUCUGAGGAGAAGAGGAGGACACUGCUGGAGCAGAGAAUAGAGGAGCUUUCUAGGACUCUGACCUCUUCAGAGGAGACCAGCUCCACUCUAAGGCAGGAGAAGAACCAGCUGCAAGAAGCAAUGGCCGUGAUCGAGCAGCAACGACAGGAGAAGCUCCUCCAAAAGAAUAACAGGAGAAGAGGGUGGUUCUUAUGUGGCUCUCAAGGAGCUUCCAGCCAAUAA